AUGUCGCUUAAGCAGGAAAUAGAGACGUGGGUGCAAGCCCUAGAUGCCUAUGACAACCAAGAGUUUGAGGAGUCACUGCGCCAUUUCGAGCAGAUCGCGGACACGUCCAAGAUCCUAUUUAACUGUGGAGUGAUAUAUGCAACGCUCGGUGAGCAUGAUAAAGCAGUCGAGUGCUAUCAACGGGCCGUCGGGUUAGACCGAUACCUCGCCAUCGCUUACUUCCAGCAGGGUGUAUCGAAUUUCCUGCUAGGCGACUUUGAAGAGGCAUUAGCCAACUUCAACGAUACGCUGUUGUACCUGCGAGGGAAUACGUCGAUCGACUAUGAGCAGCUUGGCCUCAAGUUCCGACUCUUUUCGUGCGAGGUCUUGUUCAACCGUGGGUUAUGUUAUGUCUACCUUCAGCAGAUGACUCCCGGCAUGCAGGAUCUUUCGUAUGCCGCAAAGGAGAAAGUAACGUCAGACCACGAUGUGAUUGACGAUGCAAUUCGUGAAAAUGCAGAUGGAUACACGGUAUUCUCCAUCCCCGUGGGCGUUCUAUACCGUCCCAAUGCGGCCAAAGUCAAAAACCUCAAAACGAAAGAUUACCUCGGCAAGGCCCGGCUGGUUGCUGCAUCGGACCGAUCUCAAGGUGCAGACCACCAAUGGCGGCCUAUGGUCGUCGAUAAAGGCGCGCUUGAGGACCGCGAAGGCGUCUCCUGGGCAGCCACCAACCUUGUCCAUAAGGGCUUGAGCAGUCGCACCCGUCAACAAUCAGAACCACCUCUCAGUCGCAAUGUCUUCCCACCAACACCGCCACCAGAUGACAGGUUGAUCAGCAACGGCUCCGUGGCAGGCUCGUCACACAACCGCUCCUCGUCCCUCCGCAUGGGCCGACCGCCACGCCUGGAACUGGAACGAACAGGAGCAGGUCUCGACCGCAGGCCUGGAGGACCGGAGCCACGCAUUGGCACGACGCGCACCGCAUCCGAGCCUCGUGGCCCGGCUCCCCGGCACCAGAAUAUGCGCGGCUUCGGAGAUCCCACCCGCGGCGCCUCAUCUCAAGGUGGUGGUCACCGCAGGAACCUUAGCGACACCAACACCAACCCCAACUUUCUCCCGGACCAGCCUGAAUACGCCCAGCCAGACUCGUACAAUUCCUACGCCAGCCCGGCCAAUGGCUCCAGUGCUGGCUGGGGUCGCGCCCGCCACCAACCGCCCGCCUUCAUCGACGAAGAAGACGAGUACGGCAGCGACGUGUGCGACGGCGAGCCGAUCAAAGACGCUGCCUUCGAGCUACUCAGCGCGCCCGGUGGGCCCGGCUCGUCACCUGCGCAGAGCCUCCAGCAGCGACGCACCCGCUCACCAGCGCGGUUCUCACGGCGGGCAAACUCGCGGCGGCCGGAGGUGCGGCGGUUCCGGACGAAGGUGCAUGCGCCGGAUGAUAUUCGGUAUAUUAUGAUUGGGCCGACGGUGGAGUUUGGGGAGUUUGAGGCGAAGAUCCGGGAAAAGUUUGGGUUUCAGUGCCCGCUGAAGAUGAAGGUGCGGGAUGAUGGGGAUAUGAUUACUAUGGUGGAUCAGGAGGAUUUGGACUUGUUGUUGGCUAGUGCGAGGGAGGUGGCGAGGAGAGAGGGAAGCGAGAUGGGGAAGAUGGAGGUUUGGGUGGAGGAACAGUCGAUGUUCUGA
Messenger RNA from Penicillium canariense, 1662 nucleotides. RefSeq names its product putative PB1 domain protein. The transcript is spliced from 6 exons. The record is from RefSeq and is a predicted model, not a curated record. Gene Ontology annotation, molecular function: protein binding. The coding region runs from base 1 to 1662 and encodes 553 amino acids. NCBI's taxonomy places the organism in Eukaryota, Fungi, Ascomycota, Eurotiomycetes, Eurotiales, Aspergillaceae.